This is a messenger RNA of Psammomys obesus (fat sand rat), 2171 nucleotides long. RefSeq names its product kelch repeat and BTB domain containing 3 (gene Kbtbd3). NCBI's taxonomy places the organism in Eukaryota, Metazoa, Chordata, Mammalia, Rodentia, Muridae. The transcript is spliced from 3 exons. The record is from RefSeq and is a predicted model, not a curated record. Gene Ontology annotation, molecular function: protein binding. The coding region runs from base 209 to 2029 and encodes 606 amino acids.
UCUGCGGCACAGCGUGACGUUUUGGGAGCGUGGCUCGGGAGCCUCGGAAAGCGCGGGAACAAGCCGCAGCACCCCGAGGCCGCUCGCCCUGCAGGGAGAACCGACGGGACAUUUGCACAAGCCAAUCGCAGCCGCAGCUCUGCGGGCCGGGCCUAGGUGGAGACCUAGCGGACUGCGCUUGCGGUUCUAACAACGGGUGGAAUUUGCUAUGGAUAAUUCAUAUGAUUUAAAUAAAGAAAGCUCGUGGAACGGAAUCUCGUCUGAGAAGAAGAAUUUCCUUACUUCAGAAGAUCACGGACAGAAAAUCUUGAGUGUACUACAGAGUUUUAGAGAACAGAAUGUCUUUUAUGAUUUCAAAAUAAUUGUGAGAGAAGAAAUAAUCCCGUGCCAUCGCUGUGUGCUGGCGGCGUGCAGUGACUUUUUCAGGGCUAUGUUUGAAGUUAACAUGAAAGAAAGAGAUGACGGAAGUGUUACCAUUACUAACUUGUCCUCCAAAGCAGUAAAGGCGUUUCUUGACUAUGCCUACACCGGGAAAACAAGAAUAACGGCUGAGAACGUGGAAAUGUUCUUCCAGCUGUCAGCCUUUCUCCAGGUUUCCUUCCUGUCCAAAGCGUGCAGCGACUUCCUCAUAAAAGGCAUCAGUCUUGCCAACUGCUUACAUUUAUUAUGUCUAUCAGACAGCUACGGCUCUCCCCAUUUGUUCAGCCAGGCUUUAUGUUUCGCUCAGCGCCACUUUCAUUUGUUGUUUAAAUCCAGGGAGUUUUUAGAGAUGAGUUUUGGAGUGCUGCAGAAGUGUCUGGAGUCAGAUGAGUUAAAUGUCCCUGAAGAAGAAAUGGUCCUGAAGGUCGUCCUCACCUGGAUCAAACACAACGUAGAGGCCAGGCGAAGGCACCUGCCUCACUUGAUGGCAAAAGUGAGAUUGCAUCAGUUGCCUGAGGACACGCUGCAGGACUGUCUGCUCCGUGAGGAGUGUUUGCUCAGAAGCACAAACUGUUUUGACACAAUUGUGGAUGCCAUCAAGUGUGUGCAAGGUUCUAGUGGCCUUUUCCCUGAUGCUCGACCAUCCACAACUGAAAAAUAUAUAUUUAUCCAUAAAACAGAGGAAAAUGGGGAAAAUCAGUAUACAUUUUGCUAUAAUAUUAAAACUGACUCGUGGAAAAUCUUGCCGCAGUCACAUCUGGUUGAUUUGCCAGGGUCUAGUCUGUCUAGCUAUGGAGAGAAAAUAUUCUUGACAGGGGGUUGCAAAGGGAAGUGCUGUAGGAAGGUCCGACUUCAUAUUGCUGAGUCUUACCAUGACGCCACUGACCAGACCUGGUGCUACUGUCCAAUUAAAAAUGAGUUUUUCUUGGUUUCAACCAUGAAGACUCCAAGAACCAUGCAUACCUCAGUCAUGGCGCUCAAUCGAUUGUUCGUUAUAGGUGGAAAGACUCGAGGGGCCCAGGACAUUAAAAGUCUCCUGGAUGUUGAAUCUUACGAUCCGCUGUCCAAAGAGUGGACAUCGGUUAGCCCUUUACCCAGAGGCAUCUAUUACCCAGAAGCCAGUGCAUGCCAAGAUGUCAUUUACGUUCUCGGAUCUGAGGUAGAGAUUGCAGAGGCCUUUAAUCCAUCGCUUGAUUGCUUUUUUAAAUACCAUGCUACAACUGACCAGUGGUCCGAGCUCGUAGCAGAGUUUGGACAGUUUUUUCACGCUACGCUAAUUAAAGCUGUCCCAGUAAACUGCACCCUGUAUAUAUGUGACCUCUCAACCUACAAGGUGUAUAGCUUUUGCCCUGACACGUGUGUCUGGAAAGGAGAGGGCUCUUUCGAGUGUGCAGGCUUUAACGCAGGCGCAGUUGGGAUUGAGGAUAGGAUUUACAUCCUAGGGGGAGAUUAUGCGCCGGAUGAGAUCACGGAUGAGGUGCAGGUCUACCACAGCAGCAGGUCAGAGUGGGAGGAGGUGUCCCCAAUGCCCAGAGCCUUAACCGAGUUUUACUGCCAGGUCAUUCAGUUCAACAAAUACAGGGACCCGUGGUUCACUAAUCAUUUCUGAAAGUAAUAUUUGCAUGAGUAGGUCUGAAAUGCCUUGGAGAAUUGGUAAAAGUAUGUAUAUAUCUUAACACAAUAAAUUAUCCCUUCUAUUGAAGAAUAGCUAUGUACAUUGUCUAUAGAUGUACGUUGUCAAUAAAUAGUUC